Messenger RNA from Elgaria multicarinata webbii, 1718 nucleotides. RefSeq names its product dipeptidyl peptidase 7 (gene DPP7). Lineage: Eukaryota; Metazoa; Chordata; Lepidosauria; Squamata; Anguidae. Gene Ontology annotation, biological process: proteolysis. The transcript is spliced from 13 exons. The record is from RefSeq and is a predicted model, not a curated record. Bases 38 to 1567 code for a protein of 509 amino acids. Gene Ontology annotation, molecular function: serine-type exopeptidase activity; dipeptidyl-peptidase activity. Gene Ontology annotation, cellular component: vesicle.
CCACACUGCCAAAAAGGACCCCGCGGAGGCAGUCGCCAUGGAAACGCGGCCCGCGGACUCCCUGCGCCUUCUCGCCCCACUAGUACUGCUGCUGCUCCUAGGGGCGGUGCGGGGGUCGCCGGCAGCUUACAGAACGCCACAGCCUGUUUUUGAAGAGAGAUAUUUUCAGCAGUGGCUGGACCACUUCAAUUUUGAAACCUACAGCAACAAAACCUUUGCCCAGAGAUACCUCAUCACAGAUAAAUUCUGGAAGAAGGAUGUCGGACCCCUCUUUUUCUACACCGGGAAUGAAGGAGACGUCUGGGCCUUUGCUCAGAAUUGUGGCUUCGUCCUGGAGCUGGCUGAGCAGCAGGGAGCCCUGGUGGUCUUUGCGGAGCACAGGUACUAUGGGAAGUCACUUCCGUUCGGAGCUGCGUCGCUGCAAGGGGAAAACGCUGGCUUGCUAAGCGUCGAGCAAGCCCUCGCCGACUACGCCGUGCUUGUCAGAGAGCUGAAGUGGCAAUACAAAGCGCGGGAUGCGCCCGUCAUCGCUUUUGGAGGCAGUUAUGGGGGGAUGCUCAGCGCAUACAUGAGAAUGAAGUAUCCCAACGUCGUGGCUGGCGCGCUCGCUGCCAGUGCCCCUGUGCUCUCCGUGGCUGGGAUAGGAGACUCCAGCCAGUUCUUCAAGGACGUCACGGCGGAUUUUCAGAACUACAGUCCGGACUGCGCCACGGCUGUACAGGAAGCAUUCCGGCAAAUCAAUGACCUGUACCUGGCUGGAGCUUACGAGCAGAUCAGCAGUGAGAUGUCUACUUGCGAAAAGCUUUCAACCAAGGGUGACAUCUACCAGCUCUUUGAAUUUGCCCGGAACGCCUUCACCAUGAUGGCUAUGAUGGACUACCCUUACGAGACCGACUUCAUGGGCCAUUUCCCAGCGAACCCUGUCAAGGUGGGCUGCGAACUGAUGCUGGAGCAGAAGGACCGGAUCCGAGGCUUGGCAGCAAUUAGCGGGUUAUUCUACAACUCCACUGGCACCGUUCCAUGUUUUGACAUUUACAAGCAGUACCGGAAAUGUGCCGACCCCACCGGCUGCGGCACGGGCUCAGAUGCCGAUGCGUGGGACUAUCAGGCCUGCACCGAGAUCAACUUAACGUUCGACAGCAACAACGUGACCGACAUGUUCCCGGAGAUCCCCUUCACAGAAGCCGCCAGGGACCAGUACUGCUUCCGGAAAUGGGGGGUUCGCCCCCGGCCCUCGUGGCUCUCCACUGACUUCUGGGGCAGCGAUCUGGCUGCUGCAAGCAACAUCAUCUUCUCAAACGGAGACUUGGACCCCUGGGCAGGAGGCGGAGUUAGAAAGAAUCUGAGCUCCUCGUUGAUCGCCGUCGUCAUUAAGGGAGGUGCCCAUCACCUAGAUCUCCGGGCCUCCAACCCGGCCGACCCGCCCUCUGCCAUAGAGGCCCGUCUCCAGGAAGCAAGGAUUAUCCGUGACUGGGUGAGAUCAGCCAAGGCCAAGACCGCCGGGGCAAAGGGAUCGCCUGGAGCCUUCAAGGGAGUCACCCCCAACGACUAUGCAGCCAGCCUUUAACAGGAGUUGUCCACGCGACACUGCGGUGCCAAAACUGGCCAGACAUUCUGCUGGACAUUGGACAUGCAGAGAGGGCUGCCAAGGCAGUGACAUGUCUUGCUGCAGGGUUGUACAAGCAAGAAUAAAACCGGAGGGACCCUCAGGAGCUUCA